This is a messenger RNA of Letharia columbiana, 1632 nucleotides long. RefSeq lists its product as uncharacterized. Gene Ontology annotation, molecular function: endopolyphosphatase activity; phosphatase activity. Gene Ontology annotation, cellular component: cytoplasm. Gene Ontology annotation, biological process: polyphosphate catabolic process. The record is from RefSeq and is a predicted model, not a curated record. Bases 1 to 1632 code for a protein of 543 amino acids. The transcript has 3 exons. NCBI's taxonomy places the organism in Eukaryota, Fungi, Ascomycota, Lecanoromycetes, Lecanorales, Parmeliaceae.
AUGGAUGCGCCACGCGAUCUCGAAGCACAUGCCCAACAUCCCGAGCCUCCUCCGCGAUACGACGACUAUGGUGGUGGGGACGAGUAUCCCUCUGAAGACGAACUAUCCGACCGUGACCUGCACCUCUUGAAUACUGAUUACGACCUGCAAAGAAACCUCUCCUUCCAUCCUGCCCUCCAGCCGCAUAGUCAGCAAUACAAUUUCUCCAUCCCGCCAAGGUUGCGAGGAAACAGUAAUUCUGCGGACGAUAUCCACGCUCUGUCUGAGAAGUACCAGCCCAAGAUAUAUGAGUGGAAGGGGGGGUCACCGGUACCUCCUCGGACUACUUUGCUGCAUAAGAAAGACAUGUACAACGGAGGCUUGAGUGACAAUGAGUACAGAAUAUCCCAGCGUGAUGCUCGGGCUUAUCAACCGUAUCAAAAGCGACGACCUCUCAUCGAUCUCAUCCGCAAUGAGUGGAAAAAUAAUUCAUACACGCCAUCCUCAUCCUCUCCCGGAUCUCCAGGUUACUCUUCUCCCAAUUGGAUACAAGUAUGUUCAGCACCACGAGUUCGGCGAUAUGUGCUCCUUCUGUUCAUGCUGCUGAGCUUGAUAUGGGGGAAUUGGCAUUACUGGGCAGGCCCUUCGUGGACCGAGCACCGGCUCCUAAGCCAAUCGUUGAAUCAGAGGAUGAAGACGGGGGAGGGUUGGUUUGGGGAGAACUUGAGGCCGGAAUUCCUGGACAUGGUCCAGGUGAAGACGCUAGAUCAAGAUCUUAUCCCGGCUAGAGAAGACCGGAGGAGGUUGGUUGUUAUCGGAGAUGUGCAUGGUUGUAGUGAUGAACUGGAGAACCUGCUGGCAGAAGUGCAAUACGAAGCCAGGACCGACCAUCUGAUCUUCGCCGGCGACUUCAUCUCGAAAGGCCCGUCUUCUCCAGCUGUCAUCGACCUUGCCAUUUCAGCUCACGCUUCUUGUGUCCGCGGCAACCACGAAGACCGUGUUCUCCUGGCCUACCGCGAUCUGUAUUCUCAUCGUUUAACCCAAGAGCAAAAGGGCAAAAAGGCGCCAUCACCGCCCGCAGCUGGCAUGCCCGAAGACAUGAGGCAGAACGACAGCGAAGAUGAGGGCGAAAAUCUAGAAAAGCAAAGCUUUUCGCAUGGUGAUGCCGUUGAUCGGCGGCUGGCCGAAUCGUUCACAAAGAAGCAGAUCGAUUACAUGGCUUCUUGCCCCGUGAUACUAGGUGUAGGCCAGAUUAAUGGCCUGGGCGAUGUCCAUGUUGUACACGGUGGUCUGGUGCCUGGUGUGCGUUUGGAAAGACAAGAUCCCAUGGGCGUGAUGCACAUGAGGACAAUCGAUCUUGACACCCACGUCCCGAGCAGCAGCGCGAAGGGAACACCGUGGUUCAAACUAUGGAACAAGUAUCAGUCCCUCAUCUCUUCGCACCAACGUUCCACUGUCAUCUAUGGCCACGACUCCCGCCGCGGCCUACAAAUCCAGAAAUAUAGCAAAGGACUGGACACCGGUUGUGUCAAAGGUGGGAAGCUGUCUGCGCUGAUCAUCGACGCCGACGUAGCGGCAAGGGAGCCCAAGGUGAUGAGUGUACAAUGUAAAGAUUACCGGGAGCCCGAGGAAAGAAAGGAGGCCAAGACGUGA